ACGACACAAUUUAAGUUGGGGCAAGUUUUUCAGACGACACAAUCUGCUUCGACACUCCGCAGGACGCAGCCUCCGCUAUCCCCGCAGGCGCAGGUGACACCGUGACAAGAAUCCAGAGACAAUAAAGAUGGUCCGAAUGGAGAUCAUGGAAAGGCUGGAGGGAUGCUUUGACUGAGAACUUGAGGUUGUUGAUUUGUCAGGUUUUGUAUUCUCAAGCACAUACAGGGUUAAAAUAACAAUGAAUAACAAUAACAAUGAAGAGGUUUUUUGAAGAAUCGAAUGCGGCUUAAAGCAAGUAUUGAAAUCGUUCGCUUUCUAGCAUUGCAAGGAAUUGGGUUUAGAGGCCAUGAAGAAAGUUGAAGUUCAUUAAAUCGGGGGAAUUUUAUUGAAGUGUUAAAGUACAAAGCAGAAGGAAAUGAUGAAAUCUCAAGCAUUAUCUUAGACAAUGCUCCGCAAAAUGCCCAAUACAUUGCUCCAUCGAUUCAAAAGGAGAUUCUUCAUAUUCUUGCAAACAGAGUGAGAAAACUUAUUUGUGAUGAAAUUGCGGGAGGCAAAUAUUGUAUUCUUGUUGAUGAAGCACAAGAUGAGUCUGAAACGGAGCAAAUGGCUCUUGUUUUACGAGAUGUCAACCAUAAUGGUUUGCUAAUGGAACGUUUUUUUGACAUAGUGGGAGUUGAAAACACAUUAGCGGUAACACUUAAAGAUGCAAUAUCUGAUAUUCCUGUUCGGUUCGAUCUUUCAAUUCAAAAUUUGAGAGGUCAAGGGUACGAUGGUGUUAGUUAUAUGCGCGGAGAAUGGAAUGGAUUACAAGCAUUAUUUCUUAAAGAUUGCCCAUUUGCUUAUUAUAUCCAUUGUUUGGCUCAUCAAUUACAACUAGCAUUAGUUGCUGCAGCUAAAGAUGAGCCAAAUAUUUGGCAAUUCUUCUCUCACCUGACUUGUAUUGUCAAUCUUGUUGCUUCAUCUCCCAAGCAUCUUGGUGAAUUAGAAUCUUUUCAAAGGGAUGAGAUUGCACGGAUGUUGAGCACAGGUGAACAUCAAUCUGGUAAAGGGGCUAAUCUAAUUGGCACCUUGCAUCGAGCAGGAGCUACUCGAUGGAGCUCACAUUAUGAUUCUGUGAGAAACUUGAUUGAUAUGUAUACUGCAUCCUGUAAAGUUGUUGAAAAUCUUAGAAAGGGUGGGCAAAAUCAAGAGAUUCGUGGGCAAGCUUCAGGUGUUUACAAGGCAAUGAGAAGCUUUGAAUUCCUAUUUAUUUUGCACUUAAUGGAUAACAUUAUGGGAUUCACUAACGUACUUUGUCAGACCUUGCAACGCAAAUCUCAAGACAUUCUAAAUGUUUUGAAAUUAGUCCCAACAACCAAAACUCUCCUUCAAAAAUUCAGACAAGAUGAUUGGGAUAUUUUUCUUGCAAAUGUGGUGUCAUUUUGCAAUUGACAUAACAUUGAUAUACCUGAUUUGAGUUCUCCUUAUGUAAAGGAUACGGGUCAUCAUUGUCAGCAACAAGAUUAUAUUACAGUUGAGCACCAUUAUCACUUUGAGAUUUUCAACUCUACAAUAGAUUUACAAUUGAUGGAGUUAGAACAUAGAUUCAACAACGAAGUAAUGGAACUUCUUACUCUUAGCUCGGCUUUGGAUCCUAGUGAUUCUUUUAAAUCUUUUAAUGUGGAAAAGAUAUGCAAUCUUGCUGAGAAAUUCUAUCCUUAGGACUUCACUAGUCAAGAUGUUAAACAAUUGAAGUUUCAGUUGAUGCAUUAUCAACUUGAUGUAACUAGUGAUCUUGAGUUUCAGAAUAUUUCUUCUCUUACUGAUUUAUGUAGGGAAGUAGUUCUAAAAAGAAAGUUCGAGUACUACCCUUUGGUUGACAGAUUGAUCCGUCUUGUGCUGACUCUUCCUAUUUUUACAACUACGGAGAGAGAAUUUUCAGGCAUGAGACGUGUUAAAACAGCGAUGCGUAGCAUGAUAGGAGAUGAAUUUCUUGCCGACUGCAUGAUUAUCAACCUUGAACGGGACCUUCUUUGGAAAAUUGACUUUGAGACUAUUAUCAACGAAUUUGAGUCUUUAAAGACUCGUCGAGCACAACUUAAAUAGAUAUUUUGUAAUCUUUGAAUUCAAAUAUUUAUCUAUUAUGUUAUAAACUUUUUUUUUUCUUUA
Messenger RNA from Cornus florida, 2148 nucleotides. RefSeq lists its product as uncharacterized. Bases 604 to 1431 code for a protein of 275 amino acids. The record is from RefSeq and is a predicted model, not a curated record. The transcript is spliced from 3 exons. Lineage: Eukaryota; Viridiplantae; Streptophyta; Magnoliopsida; Cornales; Cornaceae.